CGCAAGACAUUCAUCGUUGGAUGAAAAUGUUGCCGUGAUACAAUUUGGAACAGAGGUGAAAUAUCUGCAAUAUUUUUCCAACAACUAUGUUUCCUUGAUGGGAUUAUUAGAUGAUUUGUCAUGUUCUGGGCCAUCGCCAAUGAUUGAAGGUUUCCUUUUAGCUAUUCCUGCCCUGAAAAAUGGACAUCGAUUCACCAAUAUUGGUCCAUUUAACUGUAGAGCUAGAGUGAUACUUAUUUCUGACGGAAAGGCUACUUCCUCGACUGACUCCGGCUCAGAAUAUCGUGCUUCGGAAAAUGAAGAUCAGAAUAUUCAACUUUUGGACCUUGUACGGCAAAUAGGAAUUUAUAAUCCAAUUACAUGCAUACCUGUCGGAAACGAUCCUAACAUUUGUUUACUGGGGUCCAUUGCCUAUGGAUCUCGAGGAGGAAAAAUUCUACAUUAUGAAGAAGCCAAACAAUUUGCAAAAUAUUCAUUAAACAUGAUGAUUGCUGGGGACAUUCUUGGUGAUGUACCGCCUACUUCUUGCACUAUUGAUGACGUGAGAUCCUUUGUAUAUUCUACAAGAUUACACCAUGUGGUGACAGAAAGGGACCUGGAAGAUGUGGUGGAGAUUUUAAACAAUAGGCGUGUGUAUGAAAUGAAUGUAUAUUUAAAUGAAGAGCAGUUGGAGCGCCACGUGUAUACUGAACGUGAUGAAAGACUACCACCACCAGGAACAAGAGUACGAAAAGGUCCACGUUGGGCUUAUAACGAUCAGAACUCCGGUGGAUUUGGCACUAUAAUAGGACAUUGGAGCCGUGGUAAGAAUUGUCGAAUUUCUACAAGAGAAGAUUUCAUUUCUGAUUUUCUGAAUCAAGUUUUUUUUUACCUAUACAGAUGGAUGGGUGAAUGUUGAAUGGGACAGUACAUUAAGGUUUCCUUAUAAAUUUGACCCCGGUGAUCAGAGCAAAUGUGGCGUCAUCGUUUGUGAUGAACCUCGAAUACUACGAAGAGAAGAUAUAGCUGUAGGAUGUGUUGUUAAAAGAGGACCCGAUUGGAAAUGGGGAAACCAGGAUGGCGGUACAGGCAAUAUUGGAGCUGUUUAUAGAGUGAACGAAGAAGUGGUCUAUGUACGCUGGCCAAAUGGAAACAAAAGUAAUUACAGAUUCGGUUAUGAUGGAAAAUUUGAUCUUGAAGUUUGUGAUCCCUUUGACGUAGACAGAAUCGUAUCAUCUCAUAAAUGCAAAAAUCUUUCGAAAUGCACCUGUAACAGAGAUUUUGGUGUCAAAAAUGGAAUUCAAG
Molecule: messenger RNA, 1284 nt
Organism: Saccostrea cuccullata (small rock oyster)
Lineage: Eukaryota; Metazoa; Mollusca; Bivalvia; Ostreida; Ostreidae
Exons: 10
Coding region: 98-898 (266 amino acids)
Molecular function (GO): ubiquitin-protein transferase activity; metal ion binding
Source: RefSeq, a predicted model, not a curated record